AGCUGCCACUGCCGGCAGAUUUUAGGUAACGCUGUCGCCUGGUUCCCGCUGCCGAACCAUGAUUUUCACGAGGAAAACACUGAAAUUGUUAAAUUACCGCCUGAAAAGCAUUGCCGUCGCCCGCCUAAGUGCCCAUCGAUGCCUCCAGAGCAGCGCCAGCGGAGAAGUGCCCUCCGUGGAGGUGAAGUUCAGCAAUGGACGUAACAUGAGCAUCAGCUCGGGGAAGCUGGCGCGCUUUGCCAAUGGCACUGCCGUCUGCCAGAUGGGAGACACCGCCGUGAUGGUGACAGCGGUGGCCAAGCCGAAGCCCACUCCCGGCCAGAACUUUAUGCCACUGGUGGUGGACUAUCGCCUGAAGAAUGCCGCCUCGGGGCGCAUUCCAAUGAACUUUAUGCGCCGCGAGCUGGGUCCCUCCGAGAAGGAGAUCCUGUCGGCCCGCCUGAUCGAUCGCUCGCUGCGGCCGCUGUUCAACAAAGACUACCGCACGGAGACGCAGCUGGUGUGCAACAUGCUGGCCAUGGACGCGGUGCACUCGCCCGACAUUCUAGCCAUCAAUGCCGCCUCCAUGGCUCUGUCCCUGAGUGAUAUUCCCUGGAAUGGACCGAUUGGAGCUGUGCGGGUUGGCCUUUCCGACGGCGAGGUGCUGAUCAAUCCCACCCGCCGGGAGCUGCAGUCCUCGCAGCUGGACCUCGUGGUGUCGGCCACCAAACAGAACCUCGUCGUGAUGCUCGAAGGCAAGGGCAAUGUUGUGCUGAUGCAGGACCUCCUGAAGGCCAUAAAGCAGGGCACGCGGGAGGCACAGUUCAUCAUCCAGGAGAUCGAGCGCCUGCAGAAGGCCUACGGCAGGAAGAAACGCGAAGUGGAGUCCCCGAACCGAGUGGAUCCCGAGCUGCAGGAGGCGGUGCGCAGCAUGUGCGAGAUGCGGCUGCGAGAGAUCUUCCAAGAUGCGAAUCACGACAAGAUCUCGCGCGACAACGCUGUCAACGAGGUGCGCUCGAAUGUGAUCGACAAGGUGUGGUCCUCCUAUCCGGACACCGAGCCAGGGGUGAUCGGCGAGGAGUUCAAUCAGACGUGCCGCUCGAUCUUCCGGGAGCUGAUCUUCGAGCGGAAUUACCGCUGCGAUGGCAGGGACUACGACACGCUGCGGAACAUCUCCUGCCAGGUGGACAUGUACAAGCCGCUGCACGGCUCGGCCUUGUUCCAGCGCGGACAGACGCAGGUCUUCUGCACCGUGAGCCUGGACUCCCCGGAGAGUGCCAUGAAGCUGGACUCGCUGGCCGCCCUGGACAGUGGCGGCCUCAAGGCCAAGAAUUUCAUGCUCCACUACGAGUUCCCGCCGUACGCCACGGGGGAGGUGGGCAGGAUUGGCCCGCUGGGUCGGAGGGAGCUGGGACACGGCGCCCUGGCGGAGAGAUCUCUGCUGCCCACAUUGCCACACGACUACCCCUUCACGGUGCGCCUCACCUCCGAGGUGCUCGAGUCGAACGGUUCCAGCAGCAUGGCCAGCGUCUGCGGGGGAUCCCUGGCCCUGAUGGAUGCCGGGGUGCCGGUGAGUGCCCCCGCCGCGGGCGUGGCCAUAGGUUUGGUCACCAAGUACGAGAACGACGACACAAAGCACCUGCAGGACUAUCGCAUUCUCACCGACAUCUUGGGCAUCGAGGACUACAUGGGGGACAUGGACAUGAAGGUGGCGGGCACACGCAAGGGAUUCACAGCCAUCCAGGCGGACCUCAAGGUGCCUGGCAUUCCAUUGAAAGUGGUGAUGGAAUCUCUGCAAAAAGCCACCGAUGCCAAGUCCAAGAUACUGGACAUCAUGGCCGAGGCCAUUCGAGAGCCACGGAAAUACCCAAAGGACAGCUGGCCCGUGAGCGAAACCAUCAGCGUGGAGCCGCACCAGCGCUCCCAGUUGAUUGGCCCCAGUGGCCUGCACAUGAAACGCAUCUACCUGGAGACGGGCGCCACCCUCACCGCCGCCGAUGAGAGCCACUUCGCGGUGUUUGCCCCCUCCCAGGCGGCCAUGGACGAGGCCAAGGAGCUCAUCGAGGGAUACAUGGUCAAGGAGCGGAUACCGGACCUCGAGUUCGGGGGAAUAUACACUGCCAAAGUAACCGAGCUGCGGGACACGGGCGUCAUGGUCAUCCUGUAUCCCAGCAUGCCGCCGGCCCUGCUGCACAAUUCGCAGUUGGACCAGCGAAAGAUAGGGCAUCCCUCGGCCCUGGGCCUGGAGGUGGGCCAGGACAUACAGGUCAAGUACUUUGGCCGCGAUCCCGUCUCCGGCUUCAUGCGGCUCUCCCGAAAAGUGCUCCAAGGCCCGGCCCUGGGCAUUCCGCGAUCCCUCAACAAGGCGGCCGGCGAGAAUGGCACGUGAUCCGAAAAUUGUUCAGCUCUUUGGAGUCCUCAGGCAUACGCAACUUUAUUUUGUAGGCUAUAUAAAUUUGUGUUUUUAAAACUUGUACGUAUAUCAAAUAUAUCGUAUAUGUAGAUGACAAAA
This is a messenger RNA of Drosophila persimilis, 2491 nucleotides long. It is a transcript of the gene PNPase, whose product is annotated as polyribonucleotide nucleotidyltransferase 1, mitochondrial. The record is from RefSeq and is a predicted model, not a curated record. Lineage: Eukaryota; Metazoa; Arthropoda; Insecta; Diptera; Drosophilidae. Gene Ontology annotation, cellular component: cytosol; mitochondrion. The transcript is spliced from 4 exons. Gene Ontology annotation, molecular function: polyribonucleotide nucleotidyltransferase activity; 3'-5'-RNA exonuclease activity; RNA binding. The coding region runs from base 59 to 2368 and encodes 769 amino acids. Gene Ontology annotation, biological process: mitochondrial RNA 3'-end processing; mitochondrial mRNA catabolic process.